Messenger RNA from Bombus huntii, 4634 nucleotides. Its product is annotated as plexin domain-containing protein 2. The transcript is spliced from 8 exons. The coding region runs from base 557 to 2518 and encodes 653 amino acids. Lineage: Eukaryota; Metazoa; Arthropoda; Insecta; Hymenoptera; Apidae. The record is from RefSeq and is a predicted model, not a curated record.
AGUGAGUGCCAACAUGCCGUUCCUGCCACAAGCGAUCGUCGUUGUCGUUCUCAUCCGUCUGGUACCGGUUUAAAGACGUGUCGUGGAACGUGAAAUCAAGUGCUCGGCUCCCUGUCUCGUCUUCUCGCGUACAGUUCGUCCCUGCUCGUGAAUGAAACAUAUAAAUCGCCGUAUAAACCCGCACGUUCAUGUUCAAAUAGUCACCCGUCGUAGAAAAUCGUGUUUUCGAUGACAUUUGUGACUAUCGCGGUGAACGUUUAUACAUCGGUAAGACGACCGAUUAAACCUAGCCCAAAUUGUUUCGUCGAUUACAAUUUCCCAAACUUUUCACCCGGUUUCCUUUUCUAGCAUCGGUUUACCUCCCAUCCGACAUUUCAUUUAUCGGGGUGUUUCCGUCCUUAUCUCUCGUUUCUCGUUUCAUCUCUAUCGUUUCCCCAUACCCCCUCCCUCUGAUCAUCCUUCCGUCAUCGUCUGGUCGACCGCGGGAGGCAGACGGGACACGAAGCGCACGGAUUUAUAUUCGUGUAGCGCAGGAGAGUUUAGCAGCUUCGUAAAUAUGGCGUGUGAACGGUGGUGUUUUAACCGUGGCUGUGACGAAGCUCCUCGACGAUGGCUCUACAUCCUGUUCCUGGCCUUCUGUGUGCUCGAGCAUCCUGGUUCGAGCAUCGCGGACAGCGAGUUCAGUCGGUACCAUUAUGAAUUGGGACGUUCGGGAGGACAGUCGUUGCACGAUUUUGGACCAGUCGAAUUGGCUUACGUGUCCGACGAAGAUGCGGUCGACGAUGAAGAAGUGUUAACAAGGUACCGUCGAGAAGCGGAUGAGAAGCCAGAUCCUGCAACCGAGCGAAUCUCACGGGGGCAACAAUUGCAACAGCAACAGUCGCAGCAACAGCAGCAGUCGCAGCAAUCGCAGUCGCAGCCACAGCCGCAACCGCAGCAACAACAACCGCAGACGGUUGUGAAUGCGUCGAAUGUACCAACGAACGAUGGAUACGACUAUCUGACAGAUUAUCCGACAGAAUCGACGGUUCCUACGUCAUCUCCAUCGUCGACAACAGUUUCGUCAGGCGAACAAGGACUUGUGACGCCUACCCUUAGAUUGGACAAACCGGAGACUUCAACGCCGAUAGUAUCGAUCUACGGAAAGAAUUCUUCCACCAAAGAACCGGUUCCAUCGGCAAUUCCGGGAGGUAAAGCUAACUCUAUCAAUGUAACUACCGACGCUAAGAAAAAUUCGACGAAGGGCGCAGAGUCUGUGCCGGAAUCAACGGACAACAAAGAUGAUUCCGAUGGCAGUAUCGGAGACAUAUCUAUCAGCAGGUUUUCGGACUUAUCCAACAAAACUUUGUCCCAGCACAAUAUCACGAAAAUGGAGUAUGACACGCAUCAAUAUUACAACAGCACGUUUAUCAUCGAUGAAACUGUAGGGAAGAAAUUCUGGGUGGAUAUAAAUAAUCAUCCAGAUUUGAAGGUCAAUUACUUACUUAGUCAAAGUCACCGUCGAGCAGCGACGGUGAAAUUGAAAUUCGAUUUCCCUUUCUACGGUCACAAAGUUCGUAACAUCACCAUCGCCACCGGAGGAUUUUUGUACACCGGGGAGUACGUUCACAGUUGGCUAGCCGCCACACAAUAUAUCGCACCACUAAUGGCAAAUUUCGACACGCGACUAUCUAAUGAUAGUUAUGUGAAAUAUGUCGAUAACGGAACGGCGUUCACGGUUGUAUGGGAGAAGGUGGUAUUGCAAGACAAACCUGAGACAGGGGCAUUCACGUUUCAAGUGACUUUGCAUCAAAACGGUGACAUCGUGUUUGUAUACUCGGUGAUCCCUCUGAUGGUAGAGCAUAUCAAAGAUACGGCGCAUCCUGUUAAAGUUGGAUUAAGCGAUGCUUAUAUCAUGGAUAGAAUAGUGUUCUUUGUUCGCAGAAAAACGAUUUACGAAUAUCAUCGCGUGAACUUUAAUCAGCAGGACAUUAAGAAUUGGACAGUGAUUUAUCUACAUGCACUGCCUACCUGUUUAGAAAUGGAUAAUUGCAGAGACUGUUUGACAAAACUAAAAGGCUUCGACUGCAAAUGGUGUUCAGAACUGAAUCAAUGCAGCACCGGAACAUCUAGAUCGCGACAAGAUUGGCUGUUGAGAGGUUGCGAUGUUCGAAUGAUAAAAGCAAUUGACAAUUGCCCGUUACCAACUACGACAUGCAAGGAACACCUCGACGAAUAUAAUCACAUUUUACGCAUGCAUUCGGGAGAGACUGUUACCGUUAGUGAAAUGAAUGCGAAGCAAGAGAAACCUGGAUCGAGUCCUCUAGAGCGUUCUCGGGACAAUAUGAACAUGGGAGUUUCAGGAAUUAUUGGAAUUCUCCUUGUAAUUGGUUUAGUCGUAGGUUUAGCCGCGUGGGCUGCAUAUGCUUACCGCAAUCCUCAUAGUACGUCCGGACAAAUGUUAAUUAGGUAUCGACCAAGCCAAUGGAGUUGGCGAAGAGGAGAAGCACGUUAUACAGCAGCAACGAUUCACAUGUAGAAAUAUGUAAUCGAAACGCAAUCAGCAAUUAGUACAGAACUAUCGGACCAAACUUCCUAUUAAAUAUACACCGUAUUAAGUCUGCAAGUUUAUGUACAGAAUCGUUAGCCUGCAAUUACGCACGUGUCGCUUUAUUAAUUGCCAUAUGUCAAUAUAUGAUACUUAUUUGUUGAUAUUAACGUAAAAUAACAUGUCCGAUUAUUACCGAUAUACAAGGGAUCGGAAAUCGUAGUACAACCAGGCAAGCGGUAAUUCUACAUGAAAAAAUAAGAGAACAAUUUGAUAUAACAUUUUUUCAUCCGAGACUUUGUUUACGAGAAAAUUAGGCAUAUAAUAAAUUAAUUAAAACAAAAGUAAAUAAUCCACAAGAAUGUAAACUAUAUAUAAAAAUAAGUAAAAAAUGUAGAAUAACAUAUUUUCAUGAGAUGCUUUGCUUUUUCGAGAAAAAUAAAUUUUAAAAUGUAUAAUGCGCGUGUAUCAGAUUUUUUCAUGUAGAAUCACCCCAUAUCCGAUUGUAGUACGAUUUCCGACUCAUCCUGUAUUUAUACUGAAACAAAUAUAAUUGUGUUGGAAAAGGGAAAAGAACAAGUAUUUCAAAUUAUUAUAAACAAGUAUUGCAAAAUUAUCUAUUAUUAAAUUUACGACGCUAAUUUCCGAAGAAAUGGCAAUUAAGCUACUAGUGACAAAGGUAUAGAGGAAACUUUUGAAAGUGACCUUCACUGUAUCAGCGAGCGGAAUAACGAAAGUUUAUUGAGAUUUUAAAUUUUGUACAGUAAUGUUAAUGUUAUAAAAACACAUAAAAACAAGUUUAUACUUACUGUUGCCCGUGAAAAUAUUGAAUCGACCUUUUAUAACGUCUAAUUUCUCUAAUGUUUUCUUUCGAAGAAAGUCACGCUCCAUCACAAUAUUCGAAAGAUGAAACGUUUCUAGAACAAAUAAUUAACAGUGAGAGACAAACGGACACUGUUAUUGUGAAUGAUGACUACACGGAAACAUUUGUUACAUUUUCGUAGUCGAAGUAACCGUAUUAUCGAAAGACGGGCAAGAAAUCCUUCCCCCUGGAUAUUGAGCGUUUAUGUGAUUUUAGUAUCAUGUCGUAUACUUUGUUAUUGUUUAAGAGAGAGAGAAAAGAGAGAAUUCGUUUUUUAUCGUUAUAUAAACUUCAGUAAUUGUUUAUAAAUAUAAGUAUGUAUCUAUAUAUUUAUAAAUUAUAUAUUAUAAUACAAAUAUAUAUAUUUAUAAAUAUAUAUUUAUAUAUAUAUGUAUAAUCUUUGCGACGUGAAGAGCAAUAUUUUAAUAAAAAUCAGUUGAAUGAUCAAGUUCCGAUCUAGCCUCUAGAAACUACAGUUCGGAUGGUAUAUGGGAAUUAAAUUUUUAAACAAACUUUCAGCAAUAUUUAGAGAAUUUUAUGACGCAACAAAUUGUAUAAUUUCAUUUUAUGCUCGUCUUCUUCGUUUUUCCUUAGUACAUUCCAGAAUAUUCAAUUCCUAGGAAUAUAAAAUAUACUGAAUGGAAUAAAUUAAAUAUCCGUAAACUGUAGUUUCACCCUUUAAAUUUUAAAUACGCGUAUAUAUAUGUACAUAUCGUAUGUUCAGAUGUGUACAUAUAUAUUUUUAUAUAUAUACAAAAUAUAUAAAUAUAUUUUAUAUGAAAAGAUUUUUAAACACAUGAGCACCUUAACUUACGAUUAGUAAUAAUACAUGGAAAAAAGCAACAAUGAAAAAUUCAUAUAUAUCGGUAAUAUUAGAUCAUCAGUGUAUAUAGUAGCAUAUUAAAGCAAUAUAAUUUUUAUAUGAUUGUAAGUAUAAUUAAUAUCGAAAGGUGCCCUUAAUCAACUUUUUGAUACAUUUAUUGGCAAUGGAAUAUUAUUAAGUAUUUUCUUCUUGUCGAAGAUUAACGUUUAUGCAAAUUUCUACUUUUUAACAACAAAGAAAGUGUUAGAAAGUAUGUUAAUUUAAAAAGUAGGUGAUUUUUUUUUAAAUAAUAUCUCUAUAUUAUAAAAUUAGCUUACGAAAAUCACGAUUAAUUUUUCUCACAUUAUUGUAUGUAUAUGAUCUAACUGAUAGUUUGUGAUAAUAAAUAUUAUAAUUAUUACAAUAAAUAUGUUUUAAUUUUA